Messenger RNA from Antechinus flavipes (yellow-footed antechinus), 2020 nucleotides. It is a transcript of the gene EVI2A, whose product is annotated as ecotropic viral integration site 2A. The coding region runs from base 272 to 970 and encodes 232 amino acids. Gene Ontology annotation, cellular component: membrane. NCBI's taxonomy places the organism in Eukaryota, Metazoa, Chordata, Mammalia, Dasyuromorphia, Dasyuridae. The transcript is spliced from 2 exons. The record is from RefSeq and is a predicted model, not a curated record.
UUUUUCCCUCCUCUGACAUGUGCUUGAGUUGCAGCUGAAAGGAAAUGUGUCAUCUGUGGUUUUAGUUUUAAAAGUGGAAAGCUUGCAGCACGUCGCCUUGCUUGCUGCAGACUGACUUUAAUUUUCACACUCUCCACAUCUCCUUUGAGUUAAGGUCUUUUUUGGUCAGCUGAAUUUCAAGAAGAGACAGAGAAGCGGCUGGCUAAAACACUCCCUUUACUAUCAGAUUCUGAGCAGCUUUUGGAAGAUUGAUGACCAGGUGAGCCUGGCCAUGGAACCCACAGGAAGUUACCUACAUGCUGCUCUUCUGACAACCACCAUCUUUUCCUGGCUUCCCCAAACAAAAGCAAAUACCACAUCCCUCUGGGUUAUCAACAGCACUGACUGGGAUCCCAUCUUUCAGAACAAAACAACCGGGAGCAAGGGUGGAGGCUCCCUAAACCCGGGGACUCCAGAAAAAGCUGUGGCCAGCACCGCCGGCACGCCGGCCCCGAGGAGCCCGUCCCCUCACCCCCCGUCCUUCGCUCCUCCACCUGGACACGGCCUCCACACCCCUCCUCCUCCGGGGGACAGCAGCACUGCCCCGGAGCAGAGCCCCGGGCGCCCCGGCCACGGCCAGGACGACGUGGUUAAGAGGGACAUCUGUGAGGAAGGCAACAACAAAAUGGCCAUGCUGGUCUGCCUGAUCAUCAUCUCAGUGCUCUUCCUCAUCUGCACCCUCCUCUUUCUGUCCACUGUGAUUCUGGCAAACAGAGUGUCCGCCCUCAAGCGAUCCAAGCCAGUGUGUAAGCGACAGACGAGAAGCAACGGGGAUUUUCUGGCGAGCAGCGGCCUGUGGCCGGCGGACUCCGACACGGCGAAAAGAUCCCAGCAGCUCACGGGGGCCCGGCUGAUGCUGCAGGCCACCGGGACCCUCCCGCUUCCAAGGGAAAGAAAAGACGCCGGAGCGACCGAGAAACUCACCCUUUGAGACAGGGCAAAUAAAAGGGAUGGGUAAAGCCGGGUUGUGAGGGUUUCCAGCGGAAACGAAGCAUCAGGCCCGUUUCCUGCUGGUGGCCUAGAACUUGACACGACAAACCUGAAACCAAAGGUCAGACAGAAAGGAUGAAAGGGAAAAGUGUGUCUGUCUGGGGGACCAGCCAGCAUCGCUGAGUUAUCCUGCUGUGCAGACCUGGCCAAACCACCUGGCCACUGGGCCUUAUUAGGGACCUUGGUUUUCAGCUCUAUUGGGUGAGAAGGUUUGCACUACAGGGCCUAUGAUCCCAGCCAGUCAAAGACUGAGAGCCACACGCUUUCCUUGUGACGCUCAAGAUUUUACAGGCUUCAUGGGAACAGAUCAAGAAGGGCCUUGAGAUAUCAAAUAACCAAAGAUCCUGGAAGGUUUUAAAAUGAGGCAGCAAAGAUUCUGGAAUGGAGAGAAAUGGAGAAACGUUCACUACGUUUACCAAGAGCAUUUACCAAGAGCACUUGAUAGAAACUCAGAUCUGGAUCCAGUCAGAAUGAUUCAGGUUUGGAUAGUUUGGGUCUGUUCUCAUAACCAGUCCCCUGCUUCUACCUAUUAACAGAAGCCAUCAAAAUUCUAACUCACUUCAAGGUCUCCAGUGUGACACAAAGCUUGCUUUAAGUCAGUGACGUGCUGAUUUUUCCAUUAUGCGCAAGAAUUCCAAAAGCUUAUUAAAAUGCGAUUUUUCAUGGCAAAUACUGGAGUCGACCUUUCCCUGCGAGCUACGACAAAAGCAGUAACACUGUGACCAUGAACGUUUGCUCUUGGAUAAUACCGCCCAGGCUGCCCGGGCCAAGCUCCUGCUGUCUGCACCCCUCCGGCCCCCUCCUCCACCGUAGGACGGGUCUUUCCCAGGUCACUGCUGACAGUGGGAUGGCCACCCUGCAGACAUCCUUGUCUUCGCCUUCCCCUAAGCUUCUGGAGGCCACGGACUCGCUCACCGUUUGAUGAUUCCAGAGCCCUGCACGGUGUGCCUGGAACACAGUGGGCACUUAAUAAAUGCAUGCUGACUGAUAA